CGUGAGGUUCCGGUAAACACUUGUCCCAAAUGUCCGACCAGUUUUAUGUUUAUUAUUCAUAGUCGUCUCCUUCUGCAUCAAACAUGAACGCAGCCAGUCUCAGGGACUGUCAGGCGUGGAGGGCAGAGGGUCUUCCACUGUCCACCAGCAGUAAUGAGGCUUGCAAACUCUAUGACGCCAUACUCACACAGUAUGUGAAGUGGAGGAAUGAUGAAACCUUGGGAGGAAUUGAUGGAUGCAUUUCUGCUAUCCAGGCAGCGGAUCCUAACUUUGUUAUGGGCCACGUGAUGAGUACAGGACUUGAGCUGGUGGCAACGGGAAGCUCCACUCGGCUGAAUGAGCGUCUUGCCAGUGCAGUGAGGCGAACAGUGCAGAUGGCCAACGGCCAGGACAUCUCUCCUAGAGAGAGGCUCCAUGUCAAGGCUAUGGAGCUUUUCUCUCAUGGGAACUUUUCCAAGGCCUGUGAUGCAUGGGAAGACAUUCUGGUCGAUCACCCCACUGAUUUGCUGGCUCUCAAGUUUGCCCAUGACUCCUACUUCUACUUGGGAGCCCAAGUCCAGAUGAGGGACUCUGUGGCCAGAGUGCUGCCUCACUGGAAACCACAAAUACCUUUGUCCAGUUAUCUGAAAGGAUUAUAUUCCUUUGGUCUUCUGGAGACUCGUUUCUAUGACCAGGCUGAAAGAGUUGCCAUGGAGGGCCUCAGCCUGGUUCCAGAUGACGCUUGGUCGGUCCACUCUUUAGCCCAUGUUUACGAGAUGAAGGUUGAGAUUGACAAGGGCUUGAAGUUUAUGGAGAGUAAAGAGAAGGACUGGCAGGUAUCUGAUGCCCUGGCGAGUCAUAACUAUUGGCACUGGGCUCUAUACUUCAUCGAGAAGGGGCAGUACGAAGCCGCUCUGCAAAUAUACGACUCUCAGGUAUUCAGACGCUGUAAAGCCUCGGGAUCCAUGUUGGACACCGUCGAUGCCAGUUCAAUGCUCUGCAGACUGGAAAUGGAGGGUGUGUGCGUGAGCGAUCGCUGGAGAGAGAUGUUCCAGAAAACGCAGCCUCACAGCGAGGACCACGUGACCAUAUUUAAUGACCUCCACUUCCUCAUGGCGUCGCUCGGAGCUAAAGAGAGCAGGACUUCUCAGCGUCUGCUGGAGGGCCUCCAGGAAUUGGCCAAGGAGCCGGGAGACAAUCAGCAACACCGGCUGGCCGGCACUGUAGGCGUUCCCAUGUGUCAGGCUUUCGUUGAAUACGACAAAGGCAACUACGGUGGAGCCGUGGAUCUCUUGUACCCUUUACGCUACCACAUGGUCGACGUCGGCGGCAGUGAUGCUCAGAGAGACGUCUUCAGUCAAAUGCUCAUACAUGCAGCCAUGAAGUCAGAGAACAAGCGUCACCAGAAACUGGGAAGAUGUCUUCUAGUGGAGCGUGAUGCCGUGAGGCCAAACUCUCCUCUGACUGAUCGCCUCAUGCAGAAAGCCCUGGCUCUUCAUGCCUAGAAGGAGUGCAAGUUGUGCAGAGCAGUGUCCGUGCAGAAGUGACAUUUCAAUCUGUCGUGCUGAUGUUCGGUUAUCACAACAGCUCAAACCUUCAACACAGCACAGUUUUCAAUGAAAAGCUUUUUAAACAUUGCUAUUAUGAGCUACAUUACACAAUCGUUUUACUUGAUUUCUUUCUCACUUUUAUCAAGAGCACAUUGAAAUGCUUUUCUGAGAGAAGGUCUUCAUGUCAACAGCACUACAAAAACCAAUAUCAAACCCAAUAAAUGCACACUUCUUACA
Messenger RNA from Solea solea (common sole), 1766 nucleotides. It is a transcript of the gene ttc38, whose product is annotated as tetratricopeptide repeat domain 38. The record is from RefSeq and is a predicted model, not a curated record. The coding region runs from base 84 to 1484 and encodes 466 amino acids. The transcript is spliced from 14 exons. NCBI's taxonomy places the organism in Eukaryota, Metazoa, Chordata, Actinopteri, Pleuronectiformes, Soleidae. Gene Ontology annotation, molecular function: protein binding.